UGCAGAAGAAUACGGUGAAUAGCAUCUGAGUUUAAUUUUUUGGAUACUGAUGUCCGAGAUGAAGAAAAAUUACUGAAAAGAUUGCCAUUUAACAGUCAAACAUCACCCAUCUUCCCCAGAGAGUAAGAAAGAUCAACAAGAGACAUGAAAAUGAAUGUAGCAGCUUUAUUUUUAACAACAAUCCUUUGCACGUGCGCGGAAUCUUAUAUAUUACAAGAGCAGGAAAAUCAACCAGCCGGGUCUUCCAAUCUAGAAGAAGGUUCCUUACCAAUGGAAAAGCGCGGAAGACUCUCACUAACUGCUGAUUUAAGAAGUCUAGCACGCAUGCUUGAGGCCCAUCGAAAACGUUACAUCGCAAGUCGAUCACCGUACGACUCUAUUCGUAAGAAAUUGUUCAAAUUCGGUAAAAGGACCACCUUACCAGAACGACAGCUGUACGAUGAAGGAGGUUCGGAAGAGUCUGAUGAUUUGUCCCAGACCAGCGAUGAGUUACCCAUCUAUACAAUAAAACGACAGCGUUUAUCUGUAAACGGCGCCUUGUCAUCUUUAGCAGAUAUGUUAGCGGCGAGUGGACGACAACGGAUGAGAUCCGAGAUGGAGAUUAACAGACAAAGACUUUUUGGACUAGGAAAAUAGUUAUUUUAGAUUUAGUAUAUUUAGAGUUCGAGUUCAAAUUUAAGGGGGGAUAUAGACUUCAUUGAUCCUUUGGACACAAUUAACCAUAUCUCAUGUAUAUUUUCCUGAUUAUCAUAUUGACAACUAUUCUGUAUCAACUUUCUUUGAAAAUUAUUCUUUAUUUAUUAUA
This is a messenger RNA of Saccostrea echinata, 805 nucleotides long. RefSeq lists its product as uncharacterized. The transcript is spliced from 3 exons. The record is from RefSeq and is a predicted model, not a curated record. NCBI's taxonomy places the organism in Eukaryota, Metazoa, Mollusca, Bivalvia, Ostreida, Ostreidae. Bases 145 to 636 code for a protein of 163 amino acids.